UGUUAUUCCUAUAAAAUAAUAUAUUCUUAUGGGAAGAAAACAGUGAAAUAACACAGGCCCCUUUGCCUCUCCAUUCUGCCAUUUAACAACACAAAUUAAUUCCUGGUUUAUAUGUAAACUUUAAGUAAUGUGCAUCCCAUACAGCCGGGGGCUUCAAAACUUGCAUUAGUGCAAACAAAGAAAGCACGCUGCUAGAGGUAUAGCAGCCGCGCAUAAUGAGGUGCCAUUUGUUUUGUAAACUAAUACUCUGAGCAAUAAUUUCCUUGAUGUCCUGACGUAUCUGCCAUAACUAUGCUAACAAGAUCCACGGCAACUAUAAAUGUCACAAAUUAGAGACAUGGACUUCACGGACAUGUAUGGGUUAAUGAGAUAUUUGACAUCCUGUAUUAAAAUGGCCAUUCACGGGAACGUAAUUUACUUAUAACAGAUAAGCACGAUGCAACUAAAGUUUAAUCUGUGUGAUCUGGAAAAAAAAUGUUUAUAUUUCAUUAAAAACCGGUGCGUCCAGUUUACUGUUUGUGAGCGCAAAAACAUCUUCAGGAAAAUUACACCGCCAAGUAAAUAAAAGGCUCUUAACGAUGUCAGAUUCCGACCACAUCGUAGGUAAGAAAUACAUGUAAAAAUAGUUAUGUAGAUGGAAAUAAUAAACUAGUAAAGGCAAUCUUAGAGGCCCGCAAGUCUUGUAGGCUGUCUGGACGUCAAUGCACUCUUUUUUUAUCAGUUUUAAGCACUUUUUUACAGGGAUAAUUGACAGCAAGAUCCUUCUGUUUAAAUAAAAGGCAGCCGGAAUAAUGGAUUAGACUGUCCACCAAUUUUGUCGCAGUUAUUUAAACAGUUUUCCUAUUAAAUUUUUAUCGUCCUGUACGAUAACGGGCUUUAAAAUAUUUUCAUGCAAUGUCUGCUCAAAUUGAGUAUUAAGUUAUUGACGUAUAAAGACUUUUAAUCACGAAGGACUUUCAUCUUUCAUUGUUCAUGAAUUAUUGACAUUGUCCACCAGCAAAUUCAUUCGGAGGUAUCCCGUAUGUGGCUCUGUUUUUACAUUUAUAAUCAUUUAAUUUAUAUCUAUUUUCUUCUAUUACGGUCUUGAAAGGAUAGUAUAUAUUUCGGCAUUUUUAAUUUGACUUAUCACAUAUCAGGAUUAAAAAUGAACAUGUUUUGACUUGUAUAUACUAACGACAACCGAGUAUAAACUACAAAAACGAAAAUUGGUCAAUGAUUCUAUGAAAGUUGCAAAAUAGAAAGGGCAUGCACCUGGAAACUAAAAUAGAAAUUAGGUCGCAGGUAAAAUAAGGUGAAAUUACAUACAACGCGUGGUUGAAAAGGAAAAUAAUAAUUUCAGUUUCCUGCCUAUUUUGCUUUCAGGUUGAACUCACAAUUCCAAUUUAUAACCGUCCUCUUGGGGAAUAACACCCUUCCUCAAAUAUUAACUCAAGCUGGCGUAUUGUUGAGAAACUAAUCAGCAUAUUUGUGGGACAAAAUAACCUUUCGUGACUUGAGUCCGGUCAAUUCACCUCGUCAAAAAACAUCUUUAAGUCUUGUGACUUACGUCAACCUUACAAAGUUGAAAUGGCCUCUGUAAACGACGUGGUUCUCUCGGCCACUUUUUUACUGUUAUCCCUAACCGAUUUUGUUGGAAACGUAUUGGUUUGCUUAAUAAUUCUUCAGCGAAAGCGGUUCAAGUUUCGUCGUUCGACUCUUGACUUUCUCUUCCUAAACUUGGCGUUGGCAGACAUAACGGUAGCAGUGUUUGCAAUUCCGCGGUAUGUGUUGAACCACGCUUUCGCACAUCCUCUUGGCUCCGUAGGCGACUUCUUGUGCCGUUUUAUCACGGGAGGAAAUCUCAUGUGGAUCGGAGGGGCAGCAUCUGUCUUUACACUGGUGACAAUCGCCUUCGAACGCCGCCAUGCUUCCCGGCCUUAUCAGGUUCGUCGCAAGUUGUCCAAGUCGAAACUGCGAGUAUUAGUGUCAUCUUCGUGGGUUUUCGCUUGCUUACUCAAUCUUCCUCUGUUUUUUAUCAUGUCUUAUGACGACCGAAGCAACUUUUGUGUAGAAAACUGGCCAGAUCCUCUGCUUCCUAAAAUCUACGGAAUAAUUUGGUUUUCUGUAGUCGGAGCAAUACCUGUUUCCAUCAUGGCGGUAUUAUACUCUAAAGUGGUUUAUCAUCUGUGGGUAAAGAGGUCAAUAGCAAGGCUUCAUCGUAGAGCCAUUUUAAUUCCAAGAAAAGCCACCAAAAUGGCUAUCACGUUAACAGUUAUUUAUUCAAUAUGUUGGUUGCCAAAUCUGAUUCUCUACAUCCUGGCAUUUAACAUUUCCGAUGCCAUGUACGGCUCACCACUGUAUAGAUGGACUGUGCUGUUGACCUGUUUGAACUCUACAGUCAAUCCCUUUGUGUACACUCUUCAAAGUCGACGCUUUAGAGCCUCUGUCAAGCGAGCUCUGUUGUGCAAGUAAAGUAAAAGCUCGGUAUUGUCUUCAUGGAGACACUAGGAAUAACUUGGCACAGUUAUGUUAACGAAAUAAACUGAGAUGGAUGAUCCUUUGCCACAGAUACACUUAACAUACAAACAAAAAGAAGGCCGGACGGUACUGAGAAGGGGGAAACUUGAUUCGCAUUCUGAAAUCACUCUUGAAUGGGAAUUACCAGUCACAAGUGAUCCAAAUUUCGAAAUAAAAGUGUAAUAACAUGAAUCAGUCGGUUCAUAGCGAUGAAACGCCUUACAUGAAUGCGGUUUCAGCCAAAAGUGAAAUCUUUAGGAACGGCGGUUUUGGCAAGGCUGCGUUUGACGGCUGUGACAAGCACACCAGCGGCGUUACGAGUUGGCUAUGCCUUAGGCAAAGGGGGAACUUAUUAUUCACGCUCGCCAUAGUUUAAUCACGGGAUUACGAUUUUAAAGUCACCGGCUGUCUGUUAAACAGGAAACCGAAAGAAUAAACAUUCCGAAUCGACCACUUGACUCCCUUCGAUUACAUAUCAAUGUUUUCAGCUUCUUGUACAAACGACCUAAAAAAAAAAAAGAUGACAAAGCUUAAUACUUUUAAUAAUAAUAAAAAGGAAAGAUCUUCAUUAAACUAGACAGGUGAACUCAAGACUGCUGAACAUAUCUCGAAAUCCUCCAAAAGCGCCGGCUACUUUGAAAGAUGCAAACCAAAGUAUUCAAAGAGGAAUUGAAGCAAAGUACGAUUUAAAAGUUUUGAUUAUGUAACCUACUCACAAUAUUUCUUGGAAAGCCUACCACUGCAGUUGAAAGUAUUUAUCAUUCAUAGUGUUCAGCCACAAAUUACUGAGUCAUAUGCUAAGUUAGUGAUUUUCAUAUUAGUCAUGUAAUUAGCAUCGAGAAUGGCAAAGUUUCCCUUGCUGUUUAUACUCUGGCGUCAGCGACUUUGGCGGUCCAGCGAUGAAAAUCAGGAAACUUGCGUUUUGUUCUGUUUUCUCGCGUUUCCCUUUCUAAGCUGCUUAAUGCGGGUUGACCGAGAUGGGCUAUAUUGUACUCGACUUCACGAGAUUUGAAUAAGUCUCGAAAUCCUCUCCGAAAGCGUUCAUUUUGAAAGCUGUAAACGAAAGGGUUCACAGAGGAAUUGAGGAAGACAAACACCACGGAAGCGUUGUAUGCGACUGAGCCGUAACUGAUAUUGGGAAUUCCAUAAUACGAAAUGGAAUGUAACACCACAGCUGGAGUCCAGAAUAAAGCAUAAAGCACUGUUACAAUCAGAAUCAUUUUGGUGAUCUUCUUUCUCGCUCGCAGCAGAGCAAAUCCCGAAAGCUCUCGCACAGGAGGUGUACCAGAAAACUACAAACAGUGGACAAUUCUUCCAUACAGAUAACCCAUCAAGGACAGGGGAAUCAGUGAGUCUAGUGUUACACUCUACUCAAUCUCGCACAGGAACUACUACAAAACUACAAUGACAACACGUUUUCUCAUCGAUCCUCGUUUCGUUUUCAAUUCUCGCCAACGCGUGGGAUUUUCGAUCCCAUAAUAAUAAGUAACCUGGGGCUGGGCUCAGUCCCUCACGUUCUACUUGUAACACACUC
This is a messenger RNA of Orbicella faveolata, 4030 nucleotides long. Its product is annotated as galanin receptor type 1-like. The record is from RefSeq and is a predicted model, not a curated record. Gene Ontology annotation, cellular component: membrane. Gene Ontology annotation, molecular function: G protein-coupled receptor activity. Gene Ontology annotation, biological process: G protein-coupled receptor signaling pathway. Lineage: Eukaryota; Metazoa; Cnidaria; Anthozoa; Scleractinia; Merulinidae.